AUGCCUUUUAUGACAGCUACCGAGCAGCCCAUGCCCAUCGCGGUUGUUGGGUUGAGCUACAGGUUCCCUGGUGGAGCCAAUUCCGAUGAAGCCCUAUGGGACAUGCUCGCGAACGGUCGGAGUGCAUGGUCGGAAAUUCCCAAAAGCCGUAUGAACGCCGAUGCGUUCUAUCAUCCUGAUAAUGGAAGAAAAGGAACGUUCUAUGUCCGCGGUGCCCAUUUUCUGGACGAGGAUAUUGCAACUUUUGACGCCCCGUUCUUCUCAAUCUCUGCAAAUGAAGCGAAAGCGAUGGAUCCCCAGCAGAGAAUGCUGCUGGAGGCAACCUACGAAGCGUAUGAGAAUGCUGGAAUAAAGUUGGAAGACGUCGUGGGUAGCAAGACAGCGUGCUUUGUCGGUACCUUGUCAAAUGAUUAUGGAGACAACCUGCACAAAGAUAUGGAGUUCAGCACGAGGUACCACAGCACAGGCAGUAUUUCCUCGCUGCUUGCCAAUCGACUCUCGUGGUUUUUUGAUCUCAAAGGGCCAAGCGUGAUGCUUGACACGGCUUGCUCCUCGAGUUUGGUAGCUUUCCAUAUGGCCUGUCAGAGCUUAAGAUCUGGAGAGGCCACGUCGGCCAUAGUCGGAGGAAGCGCGAUCAUUCUAAACCCAGACUUCUUCGUCAUCUUAGCCGGACCGGGGUUCCUCGGACCCGAUGGCAAGUGCCACUCAUUUGAUGAUAAGGCCAACGGAUACGGCCGCGGAGAGGGAGUCGCCUCGCUGAUUCUCAAGCCAUUGGAUGCUGCGCUGCGGGAUGGUGACCCAGUGCGGGCCAUCAUUCGAGGCACGGCGACCAACCAUGACGGUAAAACACCAGGAAUUGCCCUUCCAAGCCAGAAGGCUCAAGAGGAGCUGAUCCGCUCUGCCUACCGAAGCGCCGGUCUCGGUAUGAGCCAGACUGGGUAUUUUGAGGCUCAUGGAACCGGCACCCAAGCGGGAGAUCCCAUCGAAACCGGCGCCAUUGGGAAUACCAUCGGGGUGACAAAAUCAUCUGGAGAUCCCCUGUUCAUUGGCAGCAUCAAGAGUAACAUUGGUCACCUCGAAGGGGCCAGUGGUCUCGCAGCCAUCGUCAAGGCAAUCUUGAUUCUCGAGAAGGGCUUGAUUCCGGCGACCGCAGGGUUCGAGACUCCGAACCCGAAAACGCGUCUUGAGGAACAGGGGUUACAGGUAGCCAGUAAGCUCACCCCAUGGCCUCAUGACGGUCUCAGACGUAUCAGUGUAAACUCCUUCGGCUUUGGGGGCGCCAAUGCUCAUGUGAUCUUGGACGAUGCUUCUCAUUACCUCCAAGAUCAGAAUCUGGGAGCGUGUGGAAUCAGCGACCAACUUUCGGCGAGUGAUGAUGAGCCACUGCGGGACGUUAUCUCAGAAUCAGGCUCGGAUAACACAAACGAAUCCGGUUCACAACCUUUCUUGUCUGAUCCCUCGCGACUGUUUGUCCUUUCGUCUCACCAUGAGCAGGGCUGUGCGUCUAUUGCUCAAUCUCUGCAACAAUCCCUGUCUAAGAAAGAAGAGACAGAGUUGAACACGGAGCUUCUAGACAGCCUAUCUUAUACCCUAAGUGAUAGGCGAAGUAAGCUCAUGUGGAAGAGCUUUGUGGUGGCCUCUUCUGUCACUGAGCUAAACGAGGCCCUGCAGGCAAUAGCACGCCCGGUCAAGUCGGCGUCGAUUCGAUCGAUUGGGUUUGUUUUCAGUGGGCAAGGUGCGCAAUGGGCCAUGAUGGGCCGGGAGCUGCUGGUCUUUGAUAAAUUCCGCACUUCUCUCGAAUCCGCCGGAGCGUGUCUGAAAUCCCUGGGCUGUGAAUGGGACUUGAUAGAGGAGCUCGUUCGGAAUUCGGAUUGUUCCAAGAUCAAUCAAUCAGCUUUCAGCCAGCCAAUCUGUACCGCCAUUCAGGUCGCCUUGGUUGAGCUUCUGGCCCAUCUGCAAGUGCGUCCAAGUGCAGUAGUGGGCCAUUCCAGUGGCGAAAUCGCGGCCGCCUAUGCCAUUGGCGCCAUAUCGUGUGAAGAUGCAUGGAAGAUCGCAUAUCAUCGAGGACGUCUCUGCGAAAAGAUCAACCAGACAAAGGCUCGCUCGGCAGGAGCCAUGAUGGCUGCCAACCUAUCUGAGCAGGAAGCCCAGGAGAUCCUAGAGCAGAAUCCAAGUUUGCGAGUAGUUGUUGCGUGUAUCAACAGUCCUUCAUCAAUCACUCUCUCGGGAGACCGUGAUGACUUUGAGGCUCUCGAGUACAUCUUGGCCGAGAAGGACGUUUUCUCCCGCCGACUCAAAGUUGAGCAUGCUUACCACUCGCCCCAAAUGGAGAUCAUUGCAGAGGAGUAUCGGGAGUGUCUUGGCGACGUUCAGCAUCUCAGUCUGAAGCAAGACACUCCGGUGCGCAUGUUCUCGUCCGUGACAGCUUCAGAGAUCACAGCGGAGGAACUCUCCCCAGACUAUUGGGUCAGGAACAUGGUCUCCCCCGUCAGAUUCACUGCCGCUGUUCAGGGCCUAGUUCGUCCUUCAGGAAAGAAGGUUCGAAGAGGCGGACGGGCUGCAGUGGACGUCCUACUCGAGGUUGGACCCCAUUCGACGCUCAAGGGGCCUCUGAAACAGAUCCUAGACGCUGAGAAGCUUGAAGUCCCGUACUUUAACGUUCUGGCUCGUGGCAAAAGUGCGUUGUCAACCCUCCUUGGGGCAGCUGGUGGUUUGUUCCUCCGGGGCGUGGCCGUGGACAUCCUGCGGGCGAACCGGCUAGAUCAAUUGGAGAGACAUUCUCUCAAAGUCCUCACAGACCUCCCUUCGUAUCCGUGGAUGCAUUUGCACCGGUUCUGGUAUGAGUCUCGCCUGAGCCAUGAUUAUCGUCACCGGGCACACGGUCGUCACCAUCUCCUCGGUGCGCCCACGGCAGACCACAACACGCUGGAGCCCCGAUGGAGGAACUAUUUGCGAGUUUCGGACAGCCCGUGGAUCCGUGAGCACGUCGUGCAGUCCCGAAUCAUCUAUCCCGGUGCGGGGUUCCUCGUGAUGGCCAUCGAGGCUGCCUCUCAGCUCGCCGAUACGUCUAAGGUGGUGAAAGGAUUCGAGCUUCGAGACGUGCAGAUCAACCGAGCCCUACAGGUACCGGAAGAUGAAGAAGGCGUGGAAACAAUGCUUCAUCUGCGACCGUAUAUGGCGAACGGCCAAACAAAGGGCGCGAACUGGGAGGAAUUCGUCAUAUAUUCCUAUCAAUCCAAACAAGGCUGGCAAGAUCACGCGCGGGGCUUGAUUAUUACUCACUACCGACCCAACAAGGCGGGCUUCGAUCAGCAAAGGGAAGACGAGACACAGCUUCGACUCCAUCAGGAGCAGUACCUGCGAUCCUCUCAGUCCUGUUCAUCGACCAUCCCCGUUGACGAUUUCUACGAUCGUCUGAACCAGAUGGGCAUGCAGUUUGGCCCGGGAUUCCGCAACAUGUCUAGUAUCCAAUAUAGCCAGGGUCAAAGUGUCUGUCAGCUGCACAUUCCAGAGACACAAACGCAGAUGCCACAUGAGUUUGAACUCAAGCAUACUAUCCACCCGAUCACCCUCGACAACAUUUUCCACAUGGUUUUACCCUCUCGGGUCGGAGCAGGUGCAUCGAUGGAUGCGCAUGUUCCGGUCUCCCUGCAGAGUUUGUACAUUGCGGCUGAUAUCAAGAAUUCUCCCGGGACGCUUCUCACCGGCCAAUCGAUUGUCACGCAAGAAGAUGAUAGUGGAUUUGGGGCGACUGUCGUUGUCUCCGACUCGGACUGGGACAGCGUCCAGUUAGUAAUUAAAGGCCUGGAAUUGAAGCGAUUGGCCGCGGUUUCCGAAAAUGACUCGCUCGACGGAUCCAAUUCCCACGAGAGGAAAGUCGUGUUCCAGUCGAAGUGGAAAGAAGACAUUGACUUCAUCAAGCAGGAACAGGCUGCUCGACUAUUCAUGGACGGGCUAGACUCGGGAGCCAAAAAGCACACCAUGAUCAGGGAGUUGGAGCAGACAGCUCUUGUCCAGAUGAAACGAUGCCUGGGAAUAAUCGAGCAGUCUGGCACGGAAAAUCUGGCAACUCACCACAAGCUGUUUGUUCAGUGGAUGAGGAAGCAGGUUGAGACUUUCGGGGACCAGGUUGCGCCUUUGGAUCAGUAUUCCGAGCAAAGGCUGAUCGAAAAUACACGAGACCAAAGUAUUGAUGGUAGCAUUAUGUGCCAGGUCGGUGACAACCUGGAAUCCGUUCUUGAAGGGCGCGUGGAGCCGUUGGAGGUGCUAUUGCAGGAUAACCUACUCCACGAAUACUAUGCCAAGGGAUUGGGGCUCGACAGAGUCUAUCAUCAAUUGUCGGCAUACCUUGAUCGACUCGUGCACAAAUAUCCCAAUAUGAGCUUCCUCGAAAUUGGUGCAGGCACAGGCGGCGCCACCUUGCCAGUCCUCGAGAUCCUUGGUGGACAUGGGGAUCGUCCAGCAAGAUUCCAGUCGUACACAUUCACAGACAUUUCGUCUGGUUUCUUCGGAAAGGCGAAAGCCAAGUUCGACGACUGGGACGAAUAUCUCUCGUAUCAAAAGCUUAACAUCGAGAACGAUCCAGAAGAUCAAGCGUUCCAACCGCAUUCGUAUGACGUGAUUGUUGCUGCAAAUGUCCUCCAUGCUACCAAGACCAUGGACACUACAAUGGCCCACGUUCGAAAACUUCUUAAGCCAGGCGGGAAGCUUGUGAUGAUUGAGAUCACACAACAGCUGAUGUUUCUCCCAAUGAUAAUGGGCAUCCUGCCAGGCUGGUGGCUGGGAGAGGAUGAUGGCAGACAUGAUGGCCCGACCCUGAAAGCUCAGGAAUGGGAUAUACUGCUCCGUCGACAAGGGUUCAAAGGCGUUGAGGUCAGCCUCGCUGACUAUACCUACUACCAGGAAGACGAGCUGUUCAGUCUCAUCGUCUCUACCGCCGAGGAUAGCACCUCAGUGAUCUCACACUCAGGAUCGGAAACAUUGAUCGUUCAGCCUGAAAAGAGAAGCACGACGCUUGACGAUAUCAUCAUCAAUUUAGGGCACACAAUGGGUCAGGGAGGCCAUCAAGUCUCUCCAUGUUCCCUGGGCGAGUUACCCUCAGACCUGACAGGAUACACCUGUAUUGUCAUGCUAGAGUACGACAAUCCCAUUCUUGCCAAUAUCUCUAGCGAGGCGUUCGACUCGAUCCAACGGCUGCUUCUGACUUCCAAAGAGGUCGUUUGGGUCACUAAGGGCGCCGCCAUCAAUACCCAUGUACCUGAAGCGAACAUGAUUGUUGGGCUCGCAAGAACUAUCCGCGCUGAACAGCCCAAUUCUCACAUUUCGACGCUUGACUUGAGUUCCAAUUCAGAAUCAGCUGCGGAGUGGAUCGCUAACACCUUGCAAUUUCAAUCUACGUCGCAAGCAUCCAGCCAUCACUCUCGAGAUUACGAGUUUGUGGAAAGGGAUGGAUCUAUAUUGAUCAGCAGACUCGAAGAGAUCAAGCCAGUGAAUACCAUGGUCGUUUCUCAUUCUAGUACUCGGCCAGCCAUCAUUCCCUUCACACAGUCAAAGAGCGCCCUGAAAUUGGAGGUCAAGACGCGCGGUCUUCUUGAUUCUUUGCAGUUCACCGAAGACGAGGAGAUUAGCCAGCCACUUCCCGAUGAUGAAGUGGAGGUUGAAGUCAAGGCGGCUGGUGUCAACUUCAGAGACGUCAUGGUCGCUAUGGGCAAAGUUCCCGGUCCUCUCGGUUUGGAAUGCAGCGGGCAAGUAAGAAGGAUCGGCCAAAAAGUGACAAACUUCAAACCUGGUGAUCGAGUGUGGACCACCUUGCUAGGUGCUUAUAGGUCAAGGGUGCGAUGCCACGAGUCGCUCUUCCAGCUAAUUCCGGAGGGGAUGAGCUACGAAACUGCCGCUUCCUUGCCCCUGACUUACAUGACUGCAUACUACUCGCUAUUUGAGGUUGCACGUAUGCGCCGAGGCGAGAAGAUCCUCAUUCAUGCAGGCUCCGGUGGUGUUGGGCAGUCAGCAAUCAUUUUGGCCAAGACACUCGAUGCUGAGAUAUUCAUCACAGUCGGUUCGGACCAGAAGAAACAGGCCAUGAUGGAUCUAUACGGUAUUCCUGAGGAUCAUAUCUUCAACAGCCGGGACCUCAAUUUUGCGAAGGGCGUCAAACGCAUGACGGACAAUCGCGGCGUCGACAUCGUCCUUAACAGCUUAGCAGGAGAGGCCCUCCAGCUGUCAUUCCAGUGCCUCUCCAUGUAUGGCCGGUUUAUUGAAUUAGGAAAGACCGAUAUUCUGGGAAACAGCAAGCUAGAGAUGGCUCCUUUCAAAGGGAAUAUCACCUUCGCCUCGGUCGAUGUCGCCAUGAUUAUGGAAAUCGACCGGCAGACCACUGCAAGAAUCCUGGCUGAGAUGGCAGUCCUAUUACGCAUGGAUGUUAUCAAAGAGAUCCACCCGGUGACAGUGUACGAUUACUCUGAAGUUGAGAAAGCCUUCCGGGUCAUGCAAGUGGGAUCUCACGUUGGAAAGCUGGUGCUUCGGCCCACGGAGGAUAGCAUCGUGAAGGCCGACCCGAAGAGUCAAUUCCCCAUUCACAUCAGCCCUGAUGCCACAUAUCUCCUGGUUGGUGGUCUUGGUGGCUUGGGACGAAGCAUCGCACACUGGAUGGUUGCAAACGGCGCAAAGAACCUUGCAUUCAUUUCUCGAUCUGGAAUCCAGAGUCCAAAAGCACAAGAGCUCGAGAAUCAGCUGAGGGAUGCCGGUGCAAAGGUAGCUAUCUACGCCUGCGAUGUAGGUGACAAAGCAGCACUUGAAACGGUCCUUGGAAUCUGCAGCCAAAACAUGCCUCCAAUCCGCGGUGUCAUUCAGGGCGCAAUGGUCUUACAAGACACACUGUUUGGAAAUAUGACUGCCGAGAAAUUCCAUGCUGCUGUCCGUCCCAAGGUUCAAGGUUCAUGGAACCUGCAUGAGCUUCUGCCUCGCGAUUUGGAUUUCUUUACUAUGUUAUCCUCCUCUGCUGGUAUUAUCGGCAGUCGCGGCCAGGGCAAUUAUGCGGCUGGAAACACCUACCAGGGUGCGCUGGCCGCCUAUCGCCGGGGUCUGGGGCUGGCCGCGUCAACAAUCGACCUUGGAGUGAUCCUAGAUGUCGGAUACGUGGCUGAAAAUGCGAAAGCCCUGAAAAAUGCCGAGCGAUUAGGAUUGGUUGGGAUCCCCGAACAGGAGUUCCUGCAGAUCCUGCGAGGAGCCAUCACUAGUGCCAAGCCCUCAUCCAAUAGUGACGCGCCAGUCCAAUUUACGACUGGUCUUGGUACCGGAGGUGUGAUUCAAGAACAGCGUGGUGGAGAGUUUCCAUAUUACUUCCGUGAUGCUCGGUUCUCCCAUUUGCGCAAUGUGGACAUCAACCGCACGGGACUUGUUGGUGCUGGCAGCAACAGCAACAAGGAGGUUCAAAGCCUGUAUAUUCAGCUAGAACAAGCGAAGGUUCUCGAAGAAGCCCACGGAAUCAUUGGCACAGCUUUCAUCGAGAAGAUCUCGAAACUUCUAUUAGUCCCGGUGGACUAUAUAAGCCUCCACAAGCCCCUGCACGAGUAUGGAGUUGAUUCCCUUGUUGCCGUGGAGAUUCGCAACUGGGUCUUCCAUGAGGCGCGUUCCAGUGUGUCUGUGUUUGAUAUUUUGAGCAAUGAUCCCAUUAAUGUGUUAUGUGAAAAGAUUGCGAUGGGAUGCCCUUUUCUGAAAAAGCUGGUUGAUGCCAGUUUGGAGAAGUGA
This is a messenger RNA of Penicillium paradoxum, 7746 nucleotides long. Its product is annotated as type I polyketide synthase. Gene Ontology annotation, molecular function: 3-oxoacyl-[acyl-carrier-protein] synthase activity; phosphopantetheine binding; fatty acid synthase activity. The transcript is spliced from 7 exons. The coding region runs from base 1 to 7746 and encodes 2581 amino acids. Lineage: Eukaryota; Fungi; Ascomycota; Eurotiomycetes; Eurotiales; Aspergillaceae. The record is from RefSeq and is a predicted model, not a curated record. Gene Ontology annotation, biological process: secondary metabolite biosynthetic process; fatty acid biosynthetic process.